Molecule: messenger RNA, 4249 nt
Organism: Drosophila obscura
Lineage: Eukaryota; Metazoa; Arthropoda; Insecta; Diptera; Drosophilidae
Gene: hid
Product: cell death protein hid
Exons: 4
Coding region: 535-1731 (398 amino acids)
Source: RefSeq, a predicted model, not a curated record
CGCCACAAACAGUUUUUAGCCGCGGAGCCAGUAAGACGUGUUCACUCCCCAGCCCGAAGACAGUUUCCAGAUCUCUGGAAGCGUUCUCUCUUGAGUCUGCGACACACGAACACACACACGUUUUAAGUGCUUUGACGAAAAAAGAUAAACCCCCUAUCCCGAUAUAUUGUUUGUGUUUUUAAAUAAGUUCUCGAAAAAGUUCUUUAUGAAAAAUGCAAAAGAAUUGAAAGUAACAUACAAAAAACUAAUGCACAAAAAAUAACCAACUCUGAGUGAAAUACAAAAAGAAAACUGCACAAAAAAUGCAAAAGUUUCUAAUAUUCAAAAUCUUGCACAAGAAAUACAAAAUAAAUUGAGUGAAACCCGUAAAAAGAAAAACGAGCAAAAUAACAACCAAAACGAACGAAGAACAAUAACAAAGAGCCAGGAAAAAAAAGAAAACAGAAGGAAGGAAGAGGAAAGAAGAGCCAGGCAAAAGCAGAAAGCGCAGGACACCCAUCCCCAUCCCUCAAAACACAGACACACACGCGGACAAUGGCCGUGCCCUUUUAUCUCCCCGAGGGCGGAGCCGAUGACAUUGCCUCGUCGGGCGCCUCGGGCUCCUCUUCGGGUGCAUCCUCAUCGGGUGCCUCCACCUCAUCGGCAGGUUCCUCGGACGGUGCCAGCAGCAUUGCCUCCCAGUCGCCAAACACCACCACCUCGGCCACGCAGACGCCGAUGCAGUCCCCACUGCCCCCGGACCAGGUGCUCUAUGCCCUCUGCGAGUGGGUGCGCCUCUACCACAGCCAGCAGAGCCCCCCGCAAAUCUUCCAGUAUCCACCGCCACCGAGUCCCUCCUGCAACUUCCCCGUCGGCGAUGUCUUCUUCCCACACGGCCCACCGCCCGUGCCGCCGCGGACACCGCGCACCAGCGUCAGCUUUGCCGCCGGCGAGGAGUACAACUUCUUCCGGCAGCAGACACAGCCGCCAUAUCCGGCGCCGUCCACGCCGCAGCCAAUGCCACCGCAGCCGCCGCAGUCGGCGCCACCGAUGCACUACAGCCACAGCUUUCCGCAGCAGUCGCCGCACUUGCUGCAGCACCACCAUCCCGCCUCCGUUUACGGCAUGGGCCAGCACCAGCCGGGUCCCGGGUCCUACUAUGCCACCUACACGCCACCCCCCACACCGAACACGGCCAAUGCCGGCACCUCGACCUCAUCGGCGGCCUUUGGGUGGCACAACCAUGGCCCCCAGCUGGCAUCGACGCCGCUGACGGCGCCAAUGGGCUCCAAGAUGCGGCUGCAGCGCAGCCAGUCGGAUGCAGCCAGACGCAAGCGACUGACCUCGACGGGCGAGGAUGAGCGCGAGUAUCAGAGCGAUCAUGAGACCAGCUGGGAUGAUGAGUACGAUGAUCGUUAUGACAAUUUUACGGCCGGACGCGAGCGUCUGCAGGAGUUCAACGGACGGAUACCACCACGGAAGAAGAAGAACAGUCACAGCAGCAGCAACAACAACAACAAUCCAAUCAGCCAAAAUAAUUUCCAACUCCAUUCAUCGAAUGCAGAGUGCAGCAGCAGCAGCGGCGGCGGCGGCAGUGCCAGUCACAGCCACAGCCACAGCCACAGCAACAGCAGCAACAGUCAGAGAGAGCGAUCGGAAGCUGAGAAGAAGAAACCACAAAGCUUCACCUGGCCAACCGUUGUGACCGUGUUCGUGCUGGCCAUGGGCUGUGGCUUCUUUGCGGCGCGAUGAAACCCCUGGAUACGUGGAUAUGUGUAACCGAAUGAUCUAUAGUGAAAUCAGCUAGUAUAUAGGAUAUAUAAAACGAUCUAUACAUAGAUAUAGCGAAACCGUAACAUAAGUGCAACGAAUUUAUUGAAAGCAGAAAGUCAUUAAUUCGUAAAGCGAUUGUUAAAUAUACAUACAUACAUACAUACAUAAAUACAUACUUGCAUACAUAUACCGAUACCGAUACGAUUAAGAGGGUUGACGGGACACAAGAACAAUAUAUUCGAUCUGUCUAGGGUAACUUUUGCAUUUGUACAAGUAUCUCCAGAAACAGGAACACAAUUUUCCUCCAAAACUGCUCAAAGUAAACGAAAACUCUCAGACUGGCAAAGUGACUAAGAAUGAAAGCCUAUUUUUUAUUGCGGAUACAUGUAUUUUUGUACAACUUUUUGAACACUUAAAUAUAUAAACACAAAUUAUGCAAGUACAAACACAAAACACAAACGAAAGAAACAAACAAAGGAAAACUGCCAACUCUUGAGAUACUUUUCGAUAUGAUUUUCGUUUUUUGCAUUUAAUUAUCUGAUAUUCCACCUGCAUUUUCUUCCACCCCGAAACAAUUUCAAUGUCUUCGCUUUUGUGAUUUCGAAUCGCAAGCAAAAUGAAUUAUAUAUAUAUUUUAAAUAUUUGUUUAAUUAGUAGAAAUUUUUAAGCAUAAGCCCCACACAGCAAAAAGAUCACACGCCUAGCUUUAAUUGUUAAAAAACAAACGCAGAGAAAAAUCAUAAAAAAAAACCACAAACAAACAAUGUUUAAGUUAGUUUUUAUUUGUAUAUAGUUUUUAUGCCAUUUUUGUGAUGUUUUGUGUCUACGGUUUAUGUCAUGUUAUUUUAGUUAAAUUUCGUAUGAUUUAUGUUUUUUUUUUGUCAUUGUUCAUCAUUGUCUUCAAAUUGGUCUCACAAUUUAGUCGUUUAAGCCCCAAUGCCCGGGAAAUGUCCAGCUGGGAAAUGUCCUCUGAAAUACGUUGCCAUUCUCGAAUCUUUUUUGGAACACGCACACAAAUGAUCUCUCCCAAAUGGAAAUUAAUGGAAACGAUAGCCAAAGUAAAAGAAAAAAAAGGAAUUCAAAUGAAAGAGAACCCGGGCCAACCCAUUGUCAGAGGGGAGUCUUCCGUAUUUGCUGGUAUUUCCCGGGCGUUUCAAUGCUAAUUGAAUACACAACGUGAACAUGAAAGCGAAAAUAGUGAAAAAAAUCAAAAGAAAAGUAAAAACAAUUCCCAAAAAUCGCAUUGAUCUCAUGGAUUUAUACAAUACACACAGUUUUUACAAUGAGAAAAAAUACAAUACAAAAUAAGAGAAGAAGAAAAUGAAAAGUGAAACAGAGAGCGAGAGAGAGAGAGAGAGCGAGAGAGAAACGAAAAACAAGAGUUAAGUGUAAGAAAAGUCUAAGCUUAAGUUCGCCAAGCGUUUUAGUUCUAAAUUCUACAGCGUUUAAGGUAGAUUUAGUGAGUUUUUCAUGCGUUUAUUUUGUACAUACAUACAUACAUACCUAAAGCAAUAUUAUUCUGUGUAGCCAUAAGCGAUAGCCCAGACUCUAGAUAUAUAUACCCGGAGCCAUACCAAUUUUCAACCCCAGCCCUAGAUAUACAUACAUACACUUUCAAGAAAAAUAGAACACUACACUUCUCAACUUAUGAACUAAUCAUGAAACACACACACACACAUACAUACAUAUGUACACCACUUCCAAAACCCAAUGAAAAAUUAUUUUUGUAAAUUUGUUGCAUCAAAUGAACCGAAAAAGGCGGGAGCCUGUCUUCCCCUCCGGUUCAUUGCCAAUUAGUUUUCACAAUGAUCUCGGUAAAGUUUUGUGGCCUAGCAUGGCCCAGAAGUCAAGAUAGAAAUAUUGAUUUUUGGCCUGCCAUGAAUACUGGAACAAAAAGUUAAAGGAAAGCAGAAGCAGAAUCAGAAGCAAAAGCAAACUAUAUUUUUGACCCGAUGCGACUUGAUCCGUUUGUUAAAUUUAAGUAUCUUUACUCGACCCUGUACAUAGCGCGCAGUUCGAAUCAUAGAAUCAAAUGCCAUUUUUGUAUAGAAUUUUGUUUGGUGCCAAAACAGUGACAGAUAAUUGUCUGCGAACAUAUUAUAUACACACACACACACACACACAUACAUAUUAUACAUACUAGAAUUUAUUUACGAUAAGCUCUAUCCUAAGUUCAACAAUUCAGCAAUUUUUCAAUUCAAUUCAAUUCAAUUUAGCAAAUAAUUUUCUGUUUUUGUUUCGUGUUCGGAUGAAGCGGAAAACUUCGUUUAAUUGUACAUUUUACAUAUUAUGCUGUAAUAUUUUAAUAUGCAUAAAUAAUAUCAUUAUUGAUCUCAUGAAUAUGUUCAUAAGACAAAAUAAGCAGCAAACAUUAUCUGUAUAAAUACGAUUACUCUUACAUUUGAGCCUCCAUGUGUGUGCUUAUGUGUAAAUGAAAUACAAGUGCAUAAAUUUAACAUGUAAGAUUUACAGAACAAACAAAAUAAAAUAAAAUAAA